This is a messenger RNA of Leopardus geoffroyi (Geoffroy's cat), 1105 nucleotides long. RefSeq names its product hydroxysteroid 17-beta dehydrogenase 3 (gene HSD17B3). NCBI's taxonomy places the organism in Eukaryota, Metazoa, Chordata, Mammalia, Carnivora, Felidae. Gene Ontology annotation, cellular component: endoplasmic reticulum. The transcript is spliced from 11 exons. The record is from RefSeq and is a predicted model, not a curated record. Gene Ontology annotation, molecular function: oxidoreductase activity. The coding region runs from base 29 to 949 and encodes 306 amino acids.
UCAGGUCUGAAGCUGGUCCAGUGCAGUCAUGGGGGUAGCUCUGGAGCAGUUCUUCAUUUUUGUAGGGCUGCUGGUGUGCCUGGUGUACCUGGUGAAGUGUGUGAGAUUCUCCAAAUGUAUUUUUCUGCACUUCUGGAAAGUUUUGCCAAGGUCUUUCUUGAAGUCAAUGGGACAAUGGGCAGUGAUCACUGGAGCGGGAGAUGGGAUUGGGAAAGCUUAUUCCUUUGAGCUAGCAAGACAAGGACUCAAUGUUGUGCUUAUCAGCCGGACACUGAAAAAACUACAGGCCAUUGCUGCGGAGAUUGAGUGUACCACAGGGAGUAGCGUGAAGAUUAUACAAGCAGAUUUUACCAAAGACAACAUCUAUGAGCAUAUUAGAGAAAAACUUGAAGGCUUAGAAAUUGGAAUUUUAGUCAACAAUGUCGGAAUGCUUCCAAACCUUCUCCCGAGCCACUUCCUUGAUACACCAGAUGAAAUCCAGAAUCUCAUCCACUGUAACAUCACCUCAGUAGUGAAGAUGACACAGCUAAUUCUGAAACGCAUGGAAUCAAGGCAGAAAGGUCUCAUCUUGAACAUUUCUUCUGGGGUGGCCCUCUUUCCCUGGCCACUCUACUCCACGUAUUCGGCUUCCAAGGCUUUUGUGUGUACAUUUUCCAAAGCCCUGCAAGCGGAAUAUAAAAGGAAAGGAAUCAUUAUCCAGGUGCUGACCCCCUAUGCUGUUUCGACCCCAAUGACAAAGUAUCUAAACACCAACAUGGUAACCAAGACUGCUGAUGAGUUUGUUAAAGAAUCACUGAAUUAUGUCAUGAUUGGAGACGAAACCUGUGGCUGCCUCAUCCACGAAAUCUUGCGGAGCUUCCUGAACCUGAUCCCAUCCUGGGUUUUGUACAGCAGCACAUUCCAGAAGAAAUACAUGGACUACCUCAAGCACAAUACCAACACCAUAUAGUCCAAGUGGGCUGAUGCUCCAUCCAGCAUUGUUCUCCAAGUUCCGUGUUGGCUGCAGAAAACUUAUGAGCAGACCAGCACCUGCCACUCCUCUGAAGCUGGAGAUGCUGUGUCACGAAUACAGUACUGAAAAUACAACUUUUUUUUUUCCAUUUUA